AUGCCUCCAUCUUGGAAAAGCUUGCCGAAGGGGCCUGCCCUUGAGGUCACUAAGGGGCUGCUGGGCCGGAUCACCGCCCUAAAGGAUGCCAGGCUGACCGACAGGACGGUGCUUUGGGAGUUCCUAUUCCACCGGAUCCUCCCAUUGAUGGCAAGACCAACCCCAAUGUGGGAGUACAUUGGGGUAGGGGACCUGUCUGCGGUGGCGGAGGGCAAUCUUUCGAGGGAGUCUAUGGCUAGAGUGGCAUGGAUGGUGCUAGGAUCUACAUCGGGGGAGCUGACGGUUGGUGAAGGCCUGGCUCCCUUCUCGGUGUAUGAGCCGAGACCCAAUGACCUCCCAUAUUUAGGGGAGGCACUGUUGGAGUACUCCUGGAGGAAGUUGGACCUUGUUCGAGAGUGGGAGAAGGUCACCCCGAAGGUGCUCCCUAGCCCUCCUAGAAGGGGUGGGGGGUCCUUGCCCAUUUCGUUGCCCAACCCCUAUCCUGCGCCUAGUGAGCGGGUGACGACGCUGAUAGAGGCGCUCAUCCGAGAGCGUGAUAGCGUGCGCAGCAUCAUGGCACGGUUGGAGUCUGAGCUGGCAGCGGAGCGAGAGGCCAGGCGCACCAUAGAGGUGAGGGCCGAGGCUUCCCGACAGAAGGCUACUGAGGUGGAGGAAAUCAACCUGGCGGCUGGGGGUGCGGUCAUGGAGCUGAGGGGCUCCCUAGGCCUCCUGGAGACCGCGAGGGAUGCUGCCCAUUUUGAGCUCCAUGGUACCCAGCAGCUCAUGGCAGAUGUUUCCUUUCCUCUCCCUUCUUUCCCUCGCCUCCAGGGUGCGGUCUCUUGCUUCGAGCCACCAUGA
Miscanthus lutarioriparius is the source of this 837-nucleotide messenger RNA. NCBI's taxonomy places the organism in Eukaryota, Viridiplantae, Streptophyta, Magnoliopsida, Poales, Poaceae. The record is from the annotation of a GenBank genome assembly.